This is a messenger RNA of Diachasma alloeum, 1702 nucleotides long. RefSeq names its product nucleoporin SEH1-A (gene Nup44A). Bases 197 to 1432 code for a protein of 411 amino acids. Gene Ontology annotation, cellular component: Seh1-associated complex; nuclear pore outer ring. Gene Ontology annotation, biological process: positive regulation of TORC1 signaling; cellular response to amino acid starvation. Lineage: Eukaryota; Metazoa; Arthropoda; Insecta; Hymenoptera; Braconidae. Gene Ontology annotation, molecular function: protein binding; structural molecule activity. The transcript is spliced from 6 exons. The record is from RefSeq and is a predicted model, not a curated record.
UUCUUUUUAUGAUUUUUAUUUCGUUCCGACAAUUUUCCCGCUAAAAAUGAUUGAUUCUAUUCUCCAACCGUCACUGGCGCACGCCAAACUGUAAACAUAACCUUGAGAACGUCCAGAGUCCGGCAAAUAACCUCUCAAAACACAAAUAAGACUUUUUUUAAUGAUUAUUUAGUGAUUUAUUCACGUGAAAUAAAAAAUGUUCGAGGCGCACAGUUUGAACGCUGAGCACAAAGACUUGAUUCAUGACAUUGCCUACGAUUUUUACGGCCAGAGAAUGGCCACUUGCUCCAGUGAUCAAUUCGUGAAGGUUUGGGACGAGGAUGAGCACGAAAAUUGGCACUUGACAGCCUCCUGGAAGGCGCACAGUGGAUCUGUGUGGAAAGUCACAUGGGCACAUCCCGAAUUCGGCCAAGUCCUCGCGACCUGUUCCUUCGACAGAACUGCAGCUGUUUGGGAAGAAAUAGUUGGAGAGGGCUCUGGGCCUGGAGAACGUGGCAUGAGGCACUGGGUACGACGAACAAACCUGGUGGACUCACGUACCUCUGUAACAGACGUUAAAUUUGGCCCAAAAACACUGGGACUUGUUUUGGCCACAUGCAGUGCAGACGGGGUAAUUAGGAUAUACGAGGCACCUGAUGUUAUGAAUUUGAGCCAGUGGACACUGCAGCAUGACAUCAGUUGUAAAUUGUCGUGCAGUUGUAUCACUUGGAAUCCAUCAUUAUCUAGAUUGCAUCCCCCGAUGAUUGCAGUGGGCAGUGACGACUCUAAUACAUCAUCAGGUGGUAAAGUAUUCAUAUACGAGUAUUCAGAGAACAGCAGACGAUGGACUAAAACCGAAACACUGUCGAACGUUGUCGAUCCAGUCCAUGAUAUUGCAUUCUCGCCUAAUCUGGGUAGAAGUUUCCACACAUUGGCUAUUGCCACGAAAGACGUGAGGAUUGUGAGCUUGAAGCCACUUCAGGAUAACGCACACAGUGGUCUCUCCCGUUUCGAAAUAAAAACAGUUCAGUUUGACGAUCACUACUGCACAGUCUGGCGCGUCUGCUGGAACAUAAUGGGCACAAUUCUGGCCUCAUCAGGCGACGACGGUUGUGUUCGUCUCUGGAAAGACAAUUACAUCAAUGAAUGGAAGUGCGUGGCUGUUCUCAAGGGCGAUGGUACGUCAGCGCAGACAGCUGAAGUACCACAGAUUGCCACACCCCCAGGACACAGUACUGGUGUUCAAUUGCCACUGUCAACCACCAGCUGCAGAAUUGCAGUCGUUGCGAACGAGACGGUGGAGAAAUCCACAGCAACUUGCACACUGUCAGCGACUAACAAGUCCCAACAGCCAGUGAUGAAGGGUCGUUUUAGCAAAAUUACGUGGGUGGGAAAUCCCAGUGAAAUGACGUUACCACCCCUCAUUCAUGAAUAUUCACGAGUUAAAAAGUGAAAACUCGGCAACUUUUGGGAUUUAAUCUCUUCAACUUUGAGAUUAUCGCCUGACGUUUCAAGUUAAUUACCGAAGAAUGCACUCAAUCUUUCAUGAUGCAAUCAUCUUAAUUUAUGAAAAAUUUCCAAACACGAAUAAUAAAAUCAUUUUUUCUGGAAGUUUUUUUAUCUAGAAUUUCAGCGGAAUAAUGAAACCCGCGAAACAUUUAAUUGAAUAAAAACGAUUAUUUAUUUUAGAAUAUUUGCAAUAUGUAAAAAAAAUUAAAGGAAA